Brassica rapa (field mustard) is the source of this 1745-nucleotide messenger RNA. RefSeq lists its product as uncharacterized. Lineage: Eukaryota; Viridiplantae; Streptophyta; Magnoliopsida; Brassicales; Brassicaceae. The record is from RefSeq and is a predicted model, not a curated record.
GUACCUGCUCCUCUAUGUCGAUGACAUAAUUCUUACUUUCUCCACUCCUACCUUGACAAAGAACAUAAUCGCUACAAUGAAACAAGAGUUUCCUAUGACUGGUGGUGGGCUUAUUGAUUCAUUCCUUGGCAUCUCCGCGAUUCACAAUGACAGAGGCAUGUUUUUAAAUCAAACAAAAUAUGCAGAGGAAAUUUUGCUACGGGCUGGGAUGCAGGAUUGCAAUCCAGUUUCAACCCCGGUAGAUCUCAAAUCUAAACUUGCUGAAGACAUAGGCAAACCAGUGGACAAUCCAACUCAAUAUAGGAGUCUUGCAGGUGCAUUACAGUAUCUAACGUUUACGAGACCAGACAUUGCGUAUGCGGUUCAACAAAUAUGCUUGUUCAUGCAUGAUCCACGAGACCUACAUUUACAAGCUCUACGUCGUAUUCUACGCUACAUACAAGGCACAAAAGACAAAGGGUUACAUCUUCUUAAAAAUCAGAACAUGACGAUGACUGCGUAUUCGGAUGCUGAUUGGGCUGGGUGUUCUUCUACUCGUCGAUCUACCUCUGGGUUCUGUGUCUUCUUGGGUGAUAAUCUUCUGUCUUGGUCUGCAAAACGGCAACCUACUGUUUCUCGAUCAAGUGCGGAGGCAGAGUAUAAGGGCGUGGCAAAUGUUGUUGCAGAGACUUGUUGGCUUCGAAAUCUUCUUCUUGAAAUGCACUGUCCUCUCCGACGCGCCACCAUAGUGUAUUGCGACAACAUCAGUGCGGUCUAUCUCUCUUCUAAUCCAGUUCAACACCAGCGCACUAAACACAUUGAGAUUGAUAUUCAUUUUGUCAGAGAAAAAGUCAGAGGGUGUUAGACUUUGUAGAAUAUUCUGAUUUACGUUCCUAUAUUUUUGGGAUUGUUCUUAUCAUAUCUUGGAACAAUCUUGUGUAUAUAAACCUAUGUAAAUCUGUAAAUCAAUCAAAGAAAUAUUUCCCACUUUCACAAAUCAAGGCCCCAGAGAGACCCACAACUCGUCGCUUCUCGUCGGAGCUCCAGAGAAGCCAAGGACUUCCAUGGAUUAUGUUAGAUCUCGAAGAGAAAUCCAGAGCAUCCGAGCAAGGAGAAGAGAAAAGGCAGGGACCGCAAAGGAUAGAGGCUGGAACGAGAACUCGAAAUCGUUGUCCGACGGUGACCGGAGACGGAACGUCACCAGCCACCGCGAAAAGCAGGAGAAUCCGGGGGCGAUUCUAGGGUUUUUGACAGUGGGAAGGAGAGACUCUCGAGAGAAUAAUUCUCUCUCUCUUGUUUUUCUACGUAGAAAGUUUUUCAAUGGCACAUAUUCCAUCAAAUUUGAACUGGGGUGUCCAACAUUCUUAUUUACUUUACGUUACAUCUAACAAUUUUAUCUGGAAUUAAAGUGAUAGGAGUAAUGAAAAGACUCCUUGACAAAAGAAUGUAACACGUAGUUAAUAAAACAUUUAAUGCCGGUAAUCAGCGACUUCAAUAAUGACAGUUGACAAUCAAAAGUAAAGGUUAUUUCCGUAAAUUCAAAUAUGAACUGCAAUUAGGCUCAUACCAUCCUAAAGCCCAGUAUCUAAGGCCCAUACUAAGAACGCUGUCGUUUCGACUCCGUUCUUUUCUCUCUCCAGUCUCCACUUUCUUUCUCUCUCUCUCUCACACAUUACAAAACGGUGAGUGUGUGAUUCUCACUCACUGUAACCACUUUUGCUAUUUAGGGCACUGCUCCGGCGAGGAGGCCAAAAAAAAAAAAAAAA